AACCACCUUCCUAAAACCAGAGAUAUUAUACCUUGUUACAAGCUUUGAAGACAAUCAAAAUAAUUAUGAAAAUAAUAGCCCACAAUCGACUUUCCCCAUUAACGAGCCCCAAUCAUUCUUCUCUGUGAAUCAAAACCCAUCUCCUCCUCCUAGCAAUAAAAAUGAUCAUUUGGCUUCUUCUGAUAAAUCAUAUAGUAGUAAUGGUAAUAGUCAUGUGGAUCCUGUAGUCGCUUUAAAAUGUGACACUCUUGAACAUCAUGCUUUAAGAAGAUUUUCUGCUUGGAGAACUGGAAAAAAAUCUAGCUUUCAUUCUUCUAAAAAAAUGAAUUCCAUACAACUACCUGAAAUUAAUAUACCUGAAGAGGUUGAAAACGUACAGGAAGGAUCAAUAUUAAAACCUAAUGGUUCUGCUGCAACAUCUUCUAUAGUGUCUCCUAUAGAACCUAUAUCUCAAAAUGACAAACCUAUUGCUUUAACAAAUGUUGGAUCCUCACGUUCAUUCAUUGAUAGUGGUAAAACAAAAUUGGAUGCUCGCUCAACUGAACUGCUUGGUAGAGUUGAUGAACUUCAAGAUAUUAUAGAUAGAAUGAAAUCUGAUAUCGUAAAGAGAGAGGUGCUAGACCACCAUCAACAGAAAUUCAACACAUUAAACAAGGAGCGACAGGCUGCUGAAAAACAGCGUGAACGCGAUUUAGUUAAUCGUAUUGAGGCUGAAUUAACAGAUUUUGUUGCUCAGAAUAAAUUAAAGACCGGUAGGGCGCAAAAAAUUGAAAGACUACAUCAAAAGAAAAAUGAAAAAGCAUUGAAAGAACUUUACAAGAGUGAAAAGUUAAUCAUCUUGACUUUUUUUUUUCUUAACGUAUAUGCUGCCUUUGGACUUUAUAAAUUUUGA
This is a messenger RNA of Dentiscutata erythropus, 892 nucleotides long. The record is from the annotation of a GenBank genome assembly. NCBI's taxonomy places the organism in Eukaryota, Fungi, Glomeromycota, Glomeromycetes, Diversisporales, Gigasporaceae.